Molecule: messenger RNA, 1748 nt
Organism: Hippoglossus stenolepis (Pacific halibut)
Lineage: Eukaryota; Metazoa; Chordata; Actinopteri; Pleuronectiformes; Pleuronectidae
Product: malate dehydrogenase, cytoplasmic
Exons: 10
Coding region: 376-1428 (350 amino acids)
Biological process (GO): oxaloacetate metabolic process; tricarboxylic acid cycle; malate metabolic process
Cellular component (GO): cytosol; mitochondrion
Molecular function (GO): L-malate dehydrogenase (NAD+) activity
Source: RefSeq, a predicted model, not a curated record
GGCCCUGCAACACACGCACACACACACACACGCACACACACACGCACACACUCUGCCACCAUGUAGACCCACAUCUCUGCAGUGACGUCACCUCGUCCUCCAUUCAGAACUCCGUUGACUUCUUAAAGAAUCGAAGCUUCAUUGGAGGUGUGAGGGAGUCACGGGAGAACGAGGAACAAGAAGCAGUGAAAAGUCGCACAGCUGCUGGUCUGAGGUGGUUCUGGUGCCGCGGAGGUUCUGUGUCUGUCCACCGGCAAGUGUCCUCCUGUCUGUCCCUCUCUCUCUCUGUCUCUCGGUCCCUGCCUGUCCCUCUCUCUCUCUGUCUCUCGGUCCCUGUCUGUCCCUCUCUCGGUGCUGAGGACCGGGUGUCUCACCAUGCUGACCCUGCUGUCCUCCAUGUAUCUGGUGGUCCGGGCGUUUUCCUCUCAGCCUGAACCAAUCCGUGUUCUGGUGACUGGCGCUGCCGGUCAGAUCGCCUACUCUCUGCUCUACAGCAUCGCCAAGGGAGAUGUGUUCGGCAAGGACCAGCCAAUCGUCUUGGUCCUGCUGGACAUCCCUCCCAUGCUGCCGGUGCUGGACGGAGUCGUCAUGGAGCUGCAGGACUGUGCCCUCCCACUGCUGAGGGAGGUCAUCCCCACUGACAAAGUGGAGGUGGGCUUCAAGGACCUGGAUGCCGCCAUCUUGGUGGGUUCCAUGCCCAGGAAGGAGGGCAUGGAGAGGAAGGACCUGCUGAAGGCCAACGUGGCCAUUUUCAAGACGCAGGGCAGCGCGUUGGACAAGUACGCCAAGAAGACCGUCAAGGUUUUGGUGGUUGGAAAUCCGGCAAACACCAACUGUCUGAUCGCCUCCAAGUCUGCUCCAUCGAUCCCCAAAGAGAACUUCUCCUGCCUCACGCGCCUGGACCACAACAGAGCCUCCUCCCAGGUGGCGAUGCGUUGCGGCGUGUCCUCUGACAACGUGAAGAACGUCAUCAUCUGGGGGAACCACUCCUCCACCCAGUACCCCGACGUCCACCACACCAAGGUCAACGUCCACGGCUCGGAGAUGGGCGCCUACGACGCCAUCAAGGACGACGCAUGGCUCAGAGGAGACUUCAUCUCUACGGUGCAGUUGCGCGGUGCCGCCGUCAUCAAGGCCAGGAAGCUGUCCAGCGCCAUGUCCGCUGCCAAGGCCAUCUGCGACCACAUGAGGGACAUCUGGUUCGGCACCAAGGAGGGUGAGUUCAUCUCCAUGGGCGUUUACGCUGCUGGAAACCCCUACGGAAUCCCAGAGGACCUCAUCUACUCCUUCCCCAUCCAGAUCAAGAACAAGACCUGGAAGGUGGUUGACGGUCUCUCCAUCAACGACUUCUCCCGAGCCAAGAUGGACGCCACAGCGGCCGAGCUGGUGGACGAGCGAGACACCGCCAUGGACUUCCUGUCCCAGUGACUGUCUCCCCCUGCUGGUCAACAGCAGCAGCAACACGUCGUCCCCCUGAAGACUUGCUGUUCGCGACUCUGAAGACGAAGCCCCUUCAACAUUAUAACCGUCCCAGCUGGUGUCUGUGUGUUACCUUUUCCUGUGUGUGUGUCUGUGUGUGUGUGUAGGCCACUUCUCCAGGUUUUCAGAAAACCGUCUAAUGACCACCCCCUGGCCUCCUCCGCCUGCACAGCAGUCGAGAGAACGUAGAUGAUAACGAUGAUAACGCACAUUAGCCGGCCAGGAACUGUAACGAUGUGUUGUCACCAAUAAAACCACACAGAAACUGA